Messenger RNA from Ambispora leptoticha, 696 nucleotides. Lineage: Eukaryota; Fungi; Glomeromycota; Glomeromycetes; Archaeosporales; Ambisporaceae. The record is from the annotation of a GenBank genome assembly.
AUGAACAGUGACAAAACUGAAAAUAUAUUAUACUCAGGUCCAUACUAUCUUCCUAUAAAGUCAAAAGUUCCAACGUUUUCUUUAGAUAUCAACGAUAAUAACGCUUAUUGUUAUCUCUCGUCAAUAAAAGAAAGCGACAAAAAUGUUAUAUACAACCAUUUGCGUCCUGAAAAUCACGGAUCCGUAGAAAUCCAUAAAUGGACAUUAACGCUGCCGAAUCCAUACACAUUAGAUGAUGCUUCACAGUUCAUUACCCAUUGUGAAAAUAAAGCAAAAAUGAGUGGAAAAUGUUUAAACUGGGCAAUACGUAAUUCUCAAGGAAAGUUUAUCGGAUCAAUUGGUUUAAUUCCGCCAGGUAUACCUUUAGAAAAUGAUAAGAACAAUAUACUCAAUAACAUCAAUAAAAUUAAUGAGAACAAAAAUUUAUUGGAACACUCGUAUGAAAUCGGUUACUGGAUUGCAUCCGAAUACACUAAUAUGGGAAUUGCGAGUGCUGCUGUGCGAGUUGUGACCGAUGAAAUUGCAUUUCGAGAAAUGGGUCUAAGAAAAGUAAGAGCAUUUGUAUUCAUGGGAAAUGAUAAAAGUAUGAGAGUUUUGGUAAAAGCAGGAUUUAAAAAUAUUGACUUUCUUUCAGAAUAUUAUCUAAAGAAUGGACAAAAAAUUGAUGCAAUAUUAUUUGUAAAAGUUCCUGAAUAG